AUGAAGCACAUCAAAUCGCAAGCCGCUGGCGGCAAGACGGAGAAAGAGACUGGUCUGCGGGCCAGCAUGCGUCGCCUCUGGGCAAGAGCAGUCGAAGCGUGGCACGUCGCGGUCGACCGCGUCAAGAAUCCCGGGGGAAUUGAAGAGUUCUCCCACUCGAGGUCGGCUUCGGCCAUGGGUCUGAGGGUGGAGCGGAGCACCGUCACCACCAUCCAGAGGGGCAACACGUUGGCUCCCUCCAAGCCCCUGCAGAAGAUCACCGUGGCGGGUGGCUGGCGGUCGCGUGUCGUCCGCAAGGGGAAGGAAGGAGAGGAGGAUUGGGCCUGA
Molecule: messenger RNA, 327 nt
Organism: Mytilinidion resinicola
Lineage: Eukaryota; Fungi; Ascomycota; Dothideomycetes; Mytilinidiales; Mytilinidiaceae
Exons: 2
Coding region: 1-327 (108 amino acids)
Source: RefSeq, a predicted model, not a curated record